Molecule: messenger RNA, 646 nt
Organism: Rhipicephalus sanguineus (brown dog tick)
Lineage: Eukaryota; Metazoa; Arthropoda; Arachnida; Ixodida; Ixodidae
Product: serine/threonine-protein kinase NLK
Exons: 2
Coding region: 253-642 (129 amino acids)
Source: RefSeq, a predicted model, not a curated record
ACGAGAAAACGCGUCGUCUGCUCCGCAUCGUCAUCACCGUCGUCUGCUCCGAGGAGGAGCAGCCUCCGCUGUGAUCAUGUGUCUACCCCGCCAGUGUGCUUCGGCAGUGUGACAGGAGUGAUUGUUUUGGAGUGAUUUAAUGUGGUGCGUUCCCGCGGAGCCGUGGAAUUGUACGGAACACGAGUGCCGGUGGGCGGCCACCUAGAAACGCCGGCGCUUUUUUCUUUUGCCCCAACUUAAACGUGCUCCGACAUGAGGUCCAAUCACAACAGGUGUCGGCCACCCGAGUUCUAUGACCGGGCAUACCUGGGCGGUCGACCACAGCCCAGCCGGCACCCGUCGCACCACCACCACGCACACCACCUGGUGGGCCACCACCACCCGGCCUCCGUGGCCCACUCGCACCACCACCAGGCCUCGGUGGUGCACCAGCACCAGGGAGGACAGGCCAGCUGUUCCUCGAGCGGGGCCUCCGGCUCGAGCAGCGUGCACAGCGCCGCGUACCGACCACAGGCGCCCCUGGUCAAAGGCCCCGUGCCGGGCAGCGCGGCCAGUGCGGCGCGGGCGCGAAGGCGAAGGAUGAAGUGCCUCAUCUCACUAGGACUUAUACUGCCCGCACUCGCUGGAGUCAUCGGUGAGUGAGCGC